Messenger RNA from Oldenlandia corymbosa var. corymbosa, 1923 nucleotides. The record is from the annotation of a GenBank genome assembly. Lineage: Eukaryota; Viridiplantae; Streptophyta; Magnoliopsida; Gentianales; Rubiaceae.
GCUUUCUUUUUUACCCUAACACCAGAACUCUUCAGUCGUCAUAUUUCUUCUCGUCUCUUGUUUAAAUCCAUUUCAAUUCAGUUUCGAUUUACUUGCAUAUGUUCUCCGUUAGAUUUGAAGAUGAGAAGGGCCGUUAAUAUCCAGGACCACCGAAGAUAUGCCCAGCCCGGAACCGGAGGCACAUUAGCCCAUAGCAGCGGCGGCAGCCGCCGCCGCACCGGUGGCAGUGAUCAGAACACUUAUUUUCAUGAGUGGCUUUUGUAUGAGUUGCUGUACAGACUCCCUCUUAAGGCUGUUUUUAGGUUCAAUUGCGUCUCAAAACAAUGGCGUUCCGUCAUCUCCGACCCGAGAUUUCGCACUUUCUAUCUCUCCCGCCGGCAGGGUUCACCGUCUUCAGGUCACAAAUUCGUCUGUUUUUCCCCAAUAGUUGGAUUGAUUGAUGAGAACCCAGAUACCAAAACGUUCAUCACCGGCCAAAUUCCGACUGAAAGUCAUCCGGGGUCUCCAGAGCUUCAGAGGUUUACUUUACCGAGAGCCCUGAGAGGAAGGUUAUCAUCGAAAGAGAAUCAGAGCUUCUGCAUAAAAGCUGCCGACGACAACGGAUUUCUUUUGAUCGCCAGGGAAAGGCCUUCUGUUAAGCCAAUUAUUGUUGAAUUUUGCAUCUGUAAUGCCAUAACCAAGCAGUGGCUUCUCCUCCCUGCUCAUAAGAUUUUAAAAUACUCCGUCAGUGUUGGUUUUGUUACACAGACAAAAGAUGGAAUUCUGACUAGCUUCCGAGUGGUAGUCCUUGUUUGGCCAUACAAUCAGGAGUUUUUUGAUUUGCAGUUGUUUUCUUCAGAAACAGGGAAAUGGAUAGACUUGAGAGUGAGUGGUGAUCGUCCAUGUUUUGUGUAUAAUGGCAGAGCACCUGUUGUCCUAAACAAUACUCUUCACUGGAUGGAUGAGAAUGGAGGAAUCAUAGCCUAUGAUCCUUAUUCCCAUCUUAAUCGUUUCCGCUACAUUGCUCUUCCGAGAGCGUUGUUUAGAAGAUUCAGGAAAUGUAAUAACAGUUGCUUUGUUUAUCAAGGUGAAAAGCUCUGGUUUUUUGAAAAUGUUGAAGCAAGCAUAGAUGGAGCUGUUGCGGGACUGAAGUUAUGGGAACUCCAGGAUAACCAUCAUCAAUGGCUCCUUAAACAUGAUAUCAGGUUUGAAGAUAUUAUGUUUCCAAGUUCUCCUAAUGGUGAUGAUGGUUUCCUCUACUCGAGUAAAUAUGCCGCUGCAUUCGCAUCCUUCCAUCCAUUUGAUCCAGAUGUAAUCUACUUAUAUUGGGGGUCAUCCAAGGGCAUCAUGUCAUUCGACAUGACAACCAGGAGGUUGGAAUCACUGAAUUGGUCAUCUUGGAAGGAAGGACAUUCCUGGACGAAAUUUCUCUUUCGAGUUGUUCCAUUUUGGCCCAUCUCCAUUCCAGGUUCUCUUAAGUUUAUUAGGAGCUGAAGAUGAUGCUGUAUCAUAAUGUCAUGAAUUUAGGUUGGACCGUAGGUAGUUUCUUUCUUGAAUUAAGCAUUUUGCAUUUGCAUAUUUAUAGGGUUGUGGUUCUAUCUUAAACUUUGUCCAAGUUCAGGAAAGUUAAUCUUUCUUUUGUUUCUCCAUAGAUAUGAAGGUUGAAAAGUAGAUCAAACUAGUGAUUAUGAUGCACUGGAUAUAGUUCUUUUUGCUUAGAAUCAAUGCUGGACAUCAAGCAGUCAUAAAAAUGCAUGAAUUGUCAACUCAGUUUAUGAUGUUUUUCCCCUGAUAAAGAAGACGGAAAUGUUUGCAUUAAUUAGUCGUAACAAGCCAACACUGAAUGAUAACCAAAGUAUAGGAGUCGACAUGGUUUCUUCUUGGAUAAAUGUUUUGGGAAUACAGUGGAAAUUCCUGAAUGAUGCUAUUUUCUACUCUCUUGAG